AUGGAUAGUAAACAGAGUACAACUGUAUCUAUUGGGAAAUUCCCAUUUGAUUAUAGUGAAGAACAAGUAAUGCAAAUAGCCAAAUCAGUUGGACCGGUACUAGAUUUAAAAUUAUUAUUUGAUGACUUAACUGGGAAAUCAAAAGGAUAUGCGAUAAUUAAUUAUGGAGAUCAUGAAACAGCAUCAUCAGCUGUUCGUAAUUUGAAUUAUAUGACAUUACCAAAUGGAAGAUUUUUAAAAUGUUCAUUUAUUAAUGAUAUAUUUGAUAAUAACAAUGAAAAUUCAAAAAUUAAAUUACCUCCAUUACCUUUGGGAAUUCAACUUCAUCCAAAUCAAAAUGCAUCACAAGUCAUUUCAAGUAUUUUAACCAAUGUUGAUAGUAAUACUGCUUUACAAAUUAUGAAAGAAAUUAAGACUAUGAGUGUUGAUAAUCCAAAAUCAACUAAAUUAUUACUUGAAAGAUUCCCCCAAUUAGCAUUAGCUUUAGUUGAACUUGGAUUGAUUUCAAAUACUACAAAUCAAGAUUUAAUUGAAUUGACAUUAAAUAAAAGAAUACCUCCUUUAAAUGAACUUUCAAUUGAUCAUGUUAAUUUAUUAAGAGUUGUAAAUCAAUUAACAAAUGAUCAAAUUAAAGAAAUGGAUGAAAGUCAACAAAAUAUUCUUUUGAAAAUGAAAGAAGAAAUUGAAAAGGGAACUUAUGGAGAAAUUAUAGAAAGUAAUUAA
This is a messenger RNA of Hemisphaericaspora subhashii, 723 nucleotides long. RefSeq lists its product as uncharacterized. The record is from RefSeq and is a predicted model, not a curated record. Bases 1 to 723 code for a protein of 240 amino acids. Gene Ontology annotation, cellular component: mRNA cleavage and polyadenylation specificity factor complex. Gene Ontology annotation, molecular function: mRNA binding. Lineage: Eukaryota; Fungi; Ascomycota; Pichiomycetes; Serinales; Debaryomycetaceae. The transcript has a single exon.